Cynara cardunculus var. scolymus (artichoke) is the source of this 2031-nucleotide messenger RNA. Its product is annotated as pentatricopeptide repeat-containing protein At2g30780-like. Gene Ontology annotation, molecular function: protein binding; mRNA binding. The record is from RefSeq and is a predicted model, not a curated record. Bases 184 to 1722 code for a protein of 512 amino acids. The transcript has 4 exons. NCBI's taxonomy places the organism in Eukaryota, Viridiplantae, Streptophyta, Magnoliopsida, Asterales, Asteraceae.
AAUAGAAUCUCUCCAUCUCGAGUUCUCGACUGUCAGAGUCAAGGUUAUGAUCGAUUGGUACAUAGAGAAGAAUUUCAAAGAUCUGUAACUUGAGGCAUACAAGCAACAAGGUGAAGAAUUUGCAACUAGAGAAGUUCUCAAUUAGGAGGAUCUAUCAAACAAUCUCCUCGGCUUCAGGUAAAGAUGAGGAGGGUGUUUAAAAUAUCUGAUAUAGCAGCAGCAAGAUCUGAGCUACAGUAUUUCCACCAUAGAUUUUAUUUAUCUAAACGCCUAACGGAUCCAACAACAAUACCUGACCCCAAACCCACCUCGGCCCGAUGGUUUUCUACCGAAGAAUCCGAAUCUUCAUCCAAACCCAUUAUGGAUUUGUAUGCACAAUUCGCCAAUAAAUGGGUAUACGCUGAGGUGCGAGCUAAAGAAGCAUUGAUUGAACAAGUUUCUGUAUUCAGAGAUGAAUUGAUGAAGAAUGUGAAAGAUGAGACCUCGUUUGAAACAUUUUUGGAAGUUGAGGGGUGGAACUUGUUCAAGAUGUAUUCUGAUGGUGCUGCUUUGCUUGAGCUUCUCAGGUUAUUGGAGGAAUCUUCUCCAAGUUUGGCUAUCAAGGUUUUCAAUUGGAGAAGGAGACGAGGAGAUAAUAGGAGGCCUAUAUCAUCAGAAGAGUAUGUGAAAGGCAUUAAAAUCGCGGGUAGAAUGAAGAAUGUAGAUCUAGCCGUUGAAAUUUUCAUGGAAGCUGCAACCAAUCGGAUCAAGAAUGUUUCUACUUACAAUGCCCUCAUGGGUGCUUAUAUGUAUAAUGGCCUCAGUGAGAAAUGCCAGUCGGUUUAUCGUGAUUUAAGGCAAGAUAUCAACUGCUGCCCCACAUCAGUUACGUUUAACAUGCUCAUAUCACUUUUUGGCCAAAGGGUUCUUACAGAUCAAAUGGAGUCGGUGUUCCAAGAAAUGAAAGAUUUGAAUAUCUCCCCUGAUUUGAACACAUACAACAACAUGAUUGCCGGUUAUCUCACUGCUUGGAUGUGGGAUAGUAUGGAGAAUACUUACCAUACGAUGAUGGAGACGGGAUCCGUAUACCCUGAUCUCAGUACGCACUUGCUAAUGCUUCGUGGGUAUGCGCAUUCAGGUAAUUUGGAGAAAAUGGAAGAGAUUUAUGAAAUGGUGGGAUCGCAUGUUCGUGAAAAGCAUAUUUCUCUAAUAAGAGCUAUGAUAUGUGCAUACUGUAGUAGUAGUUAUACACAUAGAGUCAAAAGGAUUGAAGAACUAAUGAGACUAAUCCCUGAGAACGAGUACAGACCGUGGUUAAAUGUGCUACUUAUUAGGGUAUACGCAGAAGAAAAUUUGGUUGACGAAAUGGAUAGGUCAAUAGACGAGGCAUUUGAGCAUAACACAAGUGUGAACACUGUGAAAAUCAUGCGCUGUAUCGCUGGAAGUUAUUUUAGAAACAAUGCUGUGGAGCGGUUGGCGAAAUUCAUAAAGCGUGCAGAGGAUUCAGGGUGGAGAAUUUAUCGGUCGCUGUAUCAUGGGCUUAUGGUGAUGUUGUCGUCAGAGAAACGCUUACAGGAAAUGGAACAGGUUGUUAUUGAAAUGGAGAAGUUUAACUAUGGGUACUCAAAAAGAACACUUUAUAUAUUAUACAAGGCCUACUCGGAACAGGAAGAAGGUUACAGGCAUAAAUUUCAUCGGGUGUUGGGGUUGAUGUGUAAGCAUGGUUACGGAGUUCCAUCGUAGCAGACAGAUAGACAGACAGAUAGAUAUAUUUCUUCAAUGUAGCAUAUACCAUUGACCUGCAAACAUCGGUAUGUUUUCUUUUCUUCUCGCUUAUCAACUCGUGUUUUGGUAUACUUGUUCGAGAUGCCGAUGAGCAAAAAGUUUCGACAAAUAACGAAGAUAUGAAAGCACGAUUUUGAAUUUGUACGAGUGUUCUUCUGGGGGCAUAAUCAUUCAACUUUUCUUUCAAUCACUUUGUUUGGUUUAUUGAUGUAAACCAUCAUUCUUAUAAAUAUUACAACGUUGUUGCAAGAAUGACAGAUUUAUCCU